Messenger RNA from Sphaeroforma arctica JP610, 524 nucleotides. RefSeq lists its product as hypothetical. NCBI's taxonomy places the organism in Eukaryota, Ichthyosporea, Ichthyophonida. The transcript has a single exon. The annotation marks the transcript as partial. The record is from RefSeq and is a predicted model, not a curated record.
AUGUUCUCAUUCAAGAACCAUGCGGCUAAGCAUUGCUUUUUGACAUUAGCUUACUUCUCCAAUCUCGUAACUUCGGCCAGCACUGAUAUUCGGCGUAGAAUGGAUGAGUUCCCUCAAGAUAUUGCUGUCUAUGGACUAAUGGACAAAAAAGCCGUGUCCUUGUUGCCCCAACAGACCAAGCUUUCAAACCCUCUAACCCCAAAAUACAACCCCGAAUUUGAAGGCCUGGUGAAGGUCCACGACUUACCCACGACCAAGUUCAUCCUUAUGUAUUCGGACGCGCCUGGAGAUUGUAAAAGGAAACAAUUUGAUCCGCUUUUCACCACCGAGCAGGAACCGAGCGACGGUGACUUCGCCGUCGAUUUCGACUUUAUGCCUGUGACACCAACGGGAAGGGUUCAGGAGUUCAAGUACAGCCCCGAGAUUGCUUUUAGAAAGAUUCGGAAGGCGGUGAACUCAACGACGCCAGAGGGAAAAUACAUCCGGAUAUAUGCUGCUACGAAGAUUAUUACAGAGGUCUACAG